GGAUUUUCGAGUUUGUGGCUUGACUGUUGCUCUUCAAGGGAAGGGCUGAUGAGGUGGAGACGUUGACGAUUGAGAUGGCUUCUUGUCAGAUCAACAACCUCCUAGCGAUAUCAAGACAUAGUCUCCUCUUCAAUCACAUCUUUGUCUCUGCAGCAAAUGUUCAACCAGUGCUCUCCCAUCGCCCUGUCUAGUAUCAUAUUCAGGGUCGAGAAAUUCCGAUGCUUUCAUUUGGAUUGUCUUCUCCUGUUUCAGUUUCGUCAUCUGAGCAAUCAAUUCAUAGUUUCCCCCCGUGGAUGUCAAGCCCCCCACCUGCCACACAUUUCAUCCCAAAGAAUUCAUCUCGUACCUGCACCUGACAGCUGAUUUCUUAAUUCCUGGGGCGUGGCUUUGCAAACUAUGUGUGGGUUCUUAGUCAAAUCUCAUCUCCCUCCACUUCAAACUUUCCCUGUGCAUCAUUGAUCGGAGCAGCGGGCAACGGGGACGGCGGCAGCGAUCACGUAGACCUUGCAGCAAACCCUGUUGGACCGCAAGUUGGACCGGCUGAGGGGUAGGGGCUGUAUGAGGGCCCUGGCUAUGGCUAUGGCGGGGUCUGUGCACUGGUUUGCGCUGGCGCUGGCGCUGGCACUGGUUUGCGUGCGAGGAGAGACGAGAAGCUGGAGCAGCAAGGAGAGCAGUCUCCACCAGGGAAGAAUGCUCGCAGGAGCUCGCUGCAGGACCCUGUGCCUGAGAGGAGGUCAUGGGGGCCAAUUGCAGACUGCGGUGGUCUACAUCUAUGGUACCCCCGAGGAGCCCACGACGCAGGAGAGCAGGGAGCUGGUAGGCAUCUUGAGGGAUCAUGGGAUAGAAUACACGUCGCAUGACGUCGGGGCUGACCCAUUGCUGAUGAGCCGGAUAGCCCGCGAGGUUCAAUGGAAGAGUUUCCCUCAGCUUCAUAUCAACGGAAGACUCGUCGGAGACCAUUCGAUUGUUAAGGUAUCAGAUGCAACACGUACAAGCAACACAAUGAACGAGGACCUCGAUUCAAAUGAUCUUGUUUCCGAAAAUGAGCUGAUGCCAGACGAAUCGCUGCGUCAACAGCAGCCCAAUCAGCCAAAGGCUGGCGAUGCGUCCAAUUGCAACCCAACGAGAAAGAAGAAAGCUUGCAAGAAUUGCACGUGCGGCCUGGCAAAACAACAGGCUGAGGAUGGAGCAACUGAGGCGCCAAAAUCAGCCUGCGGAAAUUGUUACCUGGGAGAUGCGUUCCGAUGCGAUGGUUGCCCUUACAAGGGAAUGCCUCCGUUCAAACCAGGAGAAAAGCAAUACAUGCACACUAAUGGUUGA
Guillardia theta CCMP2712 is the source of this 1320-nucleotide messenger RNA. RefSeq lists its product as hypothetical. The transcript has 8 exons. NCBI's taxonomy places the organism in Eukaryota, Cryptophyceae, Pyrenomonadales, Geminigeraceae. Gene Ontology annotation, cellular component: cytoplasm. Gene Ontology annotation, biological process: iron-sulfur cluster assembly. Bases 559 to 1320 code for a protein of 253 amino acids. The record is from RefSeq and is a predicted model, not a curated record. Gene Ontology annotation, molecular function: iron-sulfur cluster binding.